CUUGAAACUCACUCUGCUCAAACACUCAUCUCUAUCAAUCUCUCUCUCUUUUCUCUUCUCCAUCUCCAAUACUCAAAAAGAACAAUAGCCCCAAACAGAAAAAGAAAAAAGGAAAAAAGGGGAAAAAUGGGGGUUCUCUUCUUCUUCUUCUUCCUAUAAUGACUCUACACAACUCAAUCCUCUUCUUCCAAGAAGAAGAAGGAGAAGAAGAAGAAUAUGGCUUUACACUCAAACAAACACACAACGACUCAACGCCUCCAUAACUCACUCUUCUUCUUCGAUUUACUCCAUUGCACUGAACAACAACACCAUCAAACAGAGCUUCCCAUUUUCCUUAACAAUGGCGCCACCACCACUACCAACUUCCCCCUUUCCCAUUUCCUCAUUUCCGAAGACGAAGAGCUCGCUUAUUUGUUAUCCAAAGAAAAAGACCAGAAUCUCCAACACCAUGCUGUUUUGGAAACCUUGAUUCAAACAGAUAAUGCUCUGUCUCUCGCUAGAACGGAGGUUAUCGACUGGUUGCUUAAAGUUAAUGCCUUUUAUGGCUUCUCAUCUCUUACAGCUCUUUUAGCUAUUAAUUACCUUGAUAGAAUCCUCUCUGGGCCUCAUUUUCAAAGAGAUAAGCCAUGGAUGCUUCAGCUUCUUGCUGUAACUUGCAUCUCUUUAGCUGCUAAAAUCGAAGAAAUUCGUGUCCCUCUUCUUCUAGAUCUCCAGGUGGAAGAUUCCAAGUACAUUUUUGAACCGAAAACGAUACAGAGAAUGGAGCUUUUGGUUCUUACUGCUCUACAAUGGAAGAUGCAUCCAGUGACCCCUGUUUCAUUUCUUGGUAUCAUAACAAAAGAGUUUGUAAUGAAGAAUCAAUACAUUCAAAAAGAGUUCCUUAGACGUUGCGAGCGUGUUCUUCUCUCUAUCGUCUCAGAUUCAAGAUCGGUGGGGAUUCUUCCUUCCGUAAUGGCAGUUUCAGCAAUGGUUAGUGUUGUUGAAGAGAUGGGAAACUGUAAUCCCUUAGAGGAGUUUCAAGAUCACCUUCUUAAUGCCCUCAAAAUAAACAAGGGGAGAGUGAAGGAGUGUUGUAAAGUGAUAAUGGAGGCAAAAGCAAAAGGGUCAAUGAAGAGGAAGCAUGUGGAGGAGAAAGCAGAAACUGGAGAAUCAUCAGAAGUAGAAACAGAAGAAGAAGAAGAAGCAGAAGUAGGGAGUCCAAAUGGAGUAAUAGAGGCAAAUUUCAGCUGUGAAAGCUCCAACGAUUCGUGGGAUAUGGGGACGAUUGUGUCAGCAUCAACAUUAUAUUCACAUUUUUCUUCUUCUUCUUCUUCUAAUUCUUCCAAAAGAAUCAGACCCACUCGAUGAUGAAACCAAAUUUGUUGAGAUCCAAUACCCAUGUGGGUGGCCUUCCCCCCCUGUUUUUGAAAUCGCAUGCAACACACAAAACAAGAGACAAAAAGAGAAGAAAAAGAUAAUGAGAGAUAUGAAAUGACGACGAAUGAUGAUGAUGAUGAUGAUGAGAGAGGUUGUCCUUCUCUUUCUGUUAUGCAGUUGAUUAAUUAUGUUGUAUAUGAUGAAAAUUCUUGAAUAUUUGCUUCUAUUAUAUAUUCUCUCCCUUUUCUCUUCA
This is a messenger RNA of Cucumis sativus (cucumber), 1609 nucleotides long. RefSeq names its product cyclin-D3-3. NCBI's taxonomy places the organism in Eukaryota, Viridiplantae, Streptophyta, Magnoliopsida, Cucurbitales, Cucurbitaceae. Gene Ontology annotation, molecular function: cyclin-dependent protein serine/threonine kinase regulator activity. The coding region runs from base 217 to 1347 and encodes 376 amino acids. The record is from RefSeq and is a predicted model, not a curated record. The transcript has 4 exons. Gene Ontology annotation, cellular component: cytoplasm; cyclin-dependent protein kinase holoenzyme complex; nucleus. Gene Ontology annotation, biological process: regulation of cyclin-dependent protein serine/threonine kinase activity; mitotic cell cycle phase transition.